AUGCAGUUACCAUCAACAUUUGCAGGUAUAGAUACAUCUGAAUCUAUCAUCACAACACACAAACUUGAUAUCGAUUAUUUAAAAGUAAAUGUUGAAAAACUUAAUAAAGUACUUAAAGCUGCUCAAGAAGAACGUCCAUCACAAACAUCCUAUUGCCUCCUACCUUCCAUAGAAAUGGUUAUAUCCCAAGUAGAAUCGAUCACGCUUACUGUUGUCACUCAAACACUCUCACAAUCAUCCAUUUCAACUGAUAAACAAAAUGACCCAAGACAAAUGGAACAAAUUCGCAUCUAUACGGAUUCCUUAUUAUAUAAUAGCUCUAUUAAAGAUAUUGAUUCCAGUUAUCUUCUAUGUAAAAGCAAUAUCAAUUUCUAUUGGAAUAUCCUACAGAAUAUUAUUAUUACAGCAGGUAAUACAAUAAUACCUAGUAAACAAUUAAGUGCUCAUAAACAAAAAGAGGAAGUAAAUAAUUUAAGUACAAAACGUGGUGGUGGGGAUAGUAGUUUGAAUAUUGGCGACCUUGAUAAUCCAUUUAAUGAAAUUACAGGGCGAAAUAAACAAAAGAGAAAAAACGAAUCUGAAUUUAAUCAAGAAAAACCACAAAAAGCUUAUAGAUCUGAAGUUCGAAAAAUCAAGAAUUUGCUAGAUGAUUUAAU
This is a messenger RNA of Funneliformis geosporum, 656 nucleotides long. NCBI's taxonomy places the organism in Eukaryota, Fungi, Glomeromycota, Glomeromycetes, Glomerales, Glomeraceae. The record is from the annotation of a GenBank genome assembly.